Molecule: messenger RNA, 852 nt
Organism: Aspergillus mulundensis
Lineage: Eukaryota; Fungi; Ascomycota; Eurotiomycetes; Eurotiales; Aspergillaceae
Exons: 2
Coding region: 1-852 (283 amino acids)
Source: RefSeq, a predicted model, not a curated record
AUGUCCGCCAUCCCACGAACCGUAUCUCGCGUCUUGCGAACACCAGCACGAGCACGAGCACGAGCUGUCGCAUCACCCCUCCGACCCUCAUCCCCCAUCGCCAUCAUCACCGCAAUUCGCACCGCGCAAACCGAAGCCGCCCCCUCCGCGCUCAAGACCCCCCCACCACCAUCCUUCCAAAAUGCGCAUGCGCCGCAAACACCCAGCUCCAAGCCAGCAACCCCAACACAAGCAACAACAGACCUAUCCACCCACCCCCUAAUCCAAACCCUCCGCCGCGACCCAACCCUCAAAGAAACCCGCCCCCAUCUCACCAUGCCCGCACACCUGCGCCCCGCGCACUUCGUAGCGGGAACCCUCUCCGGCGAAACAAAGCUCACGUCCGCCCCGUACAUGUUCCUCUCACACCAAACCCCUUCCCACCAAGCCCCUCCCCAAGCUCAGCGCUCAGAGGAGACGGACUCCGCACCCCGCCAAAGCCGCGCAAUCACGGUCUUCCACGCAGGCCGGGACAUGUGCGGACACCCGGGGUACAUCCACGGCGGGUUCCUGUCCGUGAUGUUCGACGAGGUCUUUGCGCACUGCGUGUCGCAGUCUUUCCGGAGCGGGACGGGGAUGACGGCGAAUCUGAACGUGGAUUUCCGGAAGCCGGCGCUGCCGGGACGGGUGUAUGUGCUGCGGGCGGAGACGGUCAAGGUUGAGGGGCGCAAGGCGUGGGUUGAGGGGACGAUGAGGAUGAUGCCGGCGGCGAGGACGGGGGGCGAGGAGGAGGGCGUUCUUGUGGCGGAGGCGAGGGCGCUGUUUAUUGAGCCCAAGUUUGCAGAGUCGAUGGUGCCUGUUUAUCGGAACUAG